AUGACACACGCCGCUAGUGUUUUUGACGAAUACAAUGAGCGCUCCAAGACUGCCCAACGUGAGCUGUUGAUUGAAAAACUGAAGCGCCAAAAAUCGAUUCGAUUGAUUGGGAAGAUAUCAGGAAGUGCAUUGACUUACAACGAUAUAGUUCGUGGACUUAUCUCACAAAAUGACAAAGAGUGCGAGGACGAACUCACUGACAAACGGAUCGCACAACUUCUGAGCGAGAAAAACAAAGAAACUGAAGUCAAGCGAAUGGAGUUCUUGAGAAGACUUGCACAGAAAGAAAUCGACAACGAUCAGUCGCAAAUAGCUAACUUGUUGCAUGAAAAAGUUAUUUCUGGCUCAGCCACAGACCUCAAUGCUAUUUCUGAUAACAUGCAAAGAAAGUGGAAAUUACAGCGACGCGCGUUAAACUUAUUAGAGCGUGCGCGGACCUCGAAAAUCGAAGCCGUGACGUUUAAAGUGAAGAGUCAAAAAGAGCCAAAUGCCCAGUAUUCAAAGCUUGCUGGAUACAAUUUGCGACUCACACAAAGAAGAGAUAAAAUCGCACAGAAAGCUAUUAUGAAAGCAAUUGCCGCGUCACAAGUCAUACAAAACUUAAUUGUGUUAAAAGAGGCUGAAAUGAAGAAUUCUGCACUUGAAAAUGCAAAGAACAUCUUGAAGAGGACAAAUAGACGAUUCAAGAAAUUUAAUAUCAACGACAAACUGUUUUAA
Entamoeba invadens IP1 is the source of this 717-nucleotide messenger RNA. RefSeq lists its product as hypothetical. The record is from RefSeq and is a predicted model, not a curated record. The coding region runs from base 1 to 717 and encodes 238 amino acids. The transcript has a single exon. Lineage: Eukaryota; Evosea; Mastigamoebida; Endamoebidae.